Messenger RNA from Brachypodium distachyon (stiff brome), 2035 nucleotides. Its product is annotated as UDP-glycosyltransferase 91D1. The record is from RefSeq and is a predicted model, not a curated record. The transcript has a single exon. Gene Ontology annotation, molecular function: UDP-glycosyltransferase activity. The coding region runs from base 170 to 1498 and encodes 442 amino acids. NCBI's taxonomy places the organism in Eukaryota, Viridiplantae, Streptophyta, Magnoliopsida, Poales, Poaceae.
ACCGGUGGCUACCUAUAAGUCCAGCCCGCCGCGAUGCCGAUGAUCUACACUAGCUGCCCGGAGUAAAAGCUCACUCGCCACUCGGCGUACGGCGCACCGCUGUCCUCCCGUGACCUUUCCUCCUGCUACCGCUACCGGUAAUCUUUCCCUCGCCCACACGCACGGAUCGAUGGACGCCGACGACUCCUCCCCGCUGCACAUCGUCGUCUUCCCGUGGCUCGCCUUCGGCCACCUGCUCCCCUUCCUGGAGCUCGCGGAGCGCCUGGCGGACCGCGGCCACCGCCUCUCCUACGUCUCCACGCCCCGCAACAUCAGCCGCCUCCCGCAGGCCGUGGCGCCGCUCGUCGACCUGGUGUCCCUGCCGCUCCCUCGCGUGGACGGCCUCCCCGAGGGAGCCGAGGCCACCACCGACCUGCCGCCCGACAAGUACGAGCUCCUCCAGAAGGCCUCCGACGGCCUCGCCCCGCCGUUCGCCGCAUUCCUCGACGCGCACAAGCCCGACUGGGUCAUCCUCGACAGCUUCCACUACCUGGCCGCGGCAGCCGCCCUCGACCGGAAGGUGCCGUCGGCGAUGCUCAUCCUGUGCUCCGCCGCGACGUCGGCUCUCUUCGGCCUGCCGCGCGUGUCCCGUGACGUGCGCCAGGACAUCGGGGCGUCGCUGGUCCAGCGCUUCAUGUUUACCUGCGAGAGCUGCACGAUCGUCGCGAAGCGGUGUUGCGUGGAGCUGGAGCCGGAGUCCGUGCCGCUCCUGUCCAAGAUCUUCGGCAAGCCGGUGUCCCCUAUCGGCCUGCUGCCGCCGCCUCUUGCGGGCGUAGGCACCCUUCGUCGCAGCCUGAGGACGAACGGCGCGGCGCCGGCGGCCGGAGGAGGACACGGCGCCGAUGACGCGCCACUCAUGUCCUGGCUCGACCGACAGCCGGCCAAGUCCGUGGUCUUCGUCGCGCUGGGAAGCGAAGCGCCGCUGAGCAGGGUCCUGCUGCACGAGCUGGCUCUGGGCCUGGAGAUCGCCGGAACGCGCUUCCUCUGGGCUCUGAGGAAGCCCGACGGCGUCCUUGACGCGGACAUCGUCCUUCCUCCUGGCUUCGAGGAGCGCACCCAUGGCCGUGGGCUCGUGGCGCUGGGGCUGGUUCCCCAGACCACGAUACUGGCGCACGCCUCCGUGUGCGCGUUCCUGACGCACUGCGGGUGGAGCUCCACCAUCGAGGGGAUGCAGUAUGGGCACCCGCUCAUCAUGCUGCCGUUCUUCGGAGACCAAGGGCCGAAUGCUCGGCUUAUGGAGGCGAAGAAGGUGGGAGUGCAGGUGGCAAGAAACGACAAGGAUGGAUCGUUCGACCGGGAAGGCGUCGCGGCAGCGGUUCGUGCCGUCGCCGUGGAGGAAGAGAGCAGUACGGUCUUUGCGGCUAACGCCAGGAAGCUACAAGAGCUUGUUACGGACACUGCAUGCCAUGACAGGUGCAUCGAUGAGUUCAUUCGGCAAAUGAGAUCUUAUAAGGAGUGAUGGCUUCUGGAAAUAUGCAUUGGAAAUAUGGUAUUGUAGUACAAAAUUGAUUUUUAUUUUUUGAGCGAGAAAAUAUGGUAGUCCAUCCGUCCUGAAAUAAGCGACGCGUGAAUUUGCAUAAGAAACUAUACAAAUUCAUGUCACCUAUUUUCUGACGGAGAGAGUACAUCAUUAACAAUUAACAGUGAUCUGUUCGACGCCCACUUAGACAUAUUUUCAUAUUGUCGCUAUCUUUCGAAUGCAUGUCUCUAGAAGCUACCACUUCUCAUGAGAUCUCAAUUGCUGGAGUAUCUCGUCGAUACACCUCUCAUAGUCAUGGCAAUCGAUGUCAGCAACAAGGUCUUGUAACUUCUUCAGUCACACAGCGAGCGCCUGAAGUUAUUCAAAAACAUCUGGUGAUGACCCGCAAACAAAAUUCAUCUGUUCAUCCUUGUUUUCCUGCUGUUUUCUUUUUUCUUUUUUAAAAUAAGAUGCUCGUUCAUUUGGGGUGGUUGUUUUCAUCGCCCCUGGUGUGUAAUAGUGAUCGACUGUUCGACA